AUGGCUCGUCGUUAUGAUACGAGAACAACAAUCUUUUCGCCGGAAGGCAGAUUGUACCAAGUUGAAUAUGCUAUGGAAGCUAUCAGUCAUGCUGGCACUUCUCUUGGUAUCCUUGCCACUGAUGGAAUUUUACUUGCUGCAGAACGCAGAAAUACUAACAAACUUUUGGAUGAAGUGUUUUUCUCUGAAAAAAUAUACAAGCUAAACGAUGACAUGGUUUGUUCUGUAGCUGGUAUCACAUCUGAUGCCAAUGUCCUAACUAAUGAGUUAAGAUUGAUAGCACAAAGAUAUUUGCUGCAGUAUGGAGAGUCUAUUCCCUGUGAACAGUUGGUUUCCUGGCUGUGUGAUGUAAAACAGGCUUACACACAAUAUGGAGGCAAGAGACCAUUUGGAGUGUCUAUACUCUACAUGGGAUGGGACAAACAUUAUGGCUAUCAACUGUACCAGUCAGAUCCCAGUGGUAACUAUGGUGGGUGGAAAGCUACCUGUAUAGGAAAUAAUAGUGCUGCUGCAGUAUCAAGUCUCAAACAAGAAUAUAAGGAAAAUGAAACAACAUUGGCUGAAGCACAAGCAUUAGCUAUCAAAGUUCUAAGCAAGACUUUGGAUAUGACAAAGCUCACCCCAGAGAAAGUUGAGAUGGCAACCCUGACACGUAAAGACAACAAGACUAUAAUCAGAAUUUUAUCCAGUACAGAAGUUGAAAAAUUGAUUGCUGACUUCGAAAAGAGUGAAGCAGAAGCCGAGGCUGCCAAGAAGCUGUUACCUAAAUCA
Brenthis ino (lesser marbled fritillary) is the source of this 771-nucleotide messenger RNA. The record is from the annotation of a GenBank genome assembly. NCBI's taxonomy places the organism in Eukaryota, Metazoa, Arthropoda, Insecta, Lepidoptera, Nymphalidae.